Cooperia oncophora is the source of this 903-nucleotide messenger RNA. NCBI's taxonomy places the organism in Eukaryota, Metazoa, Nematoda, Chromadorea, Rhabditida, Trichostrongylidae. The record is from the annotation of a GenBank genome assembly.
UUGGAUUUUCAUUUUCAGGCCAUUUCCAAUGCUGUCAGGAAAGCCGGCGUGGCUGCUCUUUAUGGAAUUUCUAGGAAGGCCAAUGUACUAGAGGAAGAGAUCAAAGACCUGUACGUAAUGAGCAAAGACCUGUUCAUCAACAUGAUUACCUCAUCGUUCGCAUGUAGUGGAAUUGUUUCAAAGGAGAACGAUGAGGUAAUCAUUGCUGAUGAGAUUAAAAGGGGGAAGUACAUAAUAUCCUUCGAUCCGCUCAACGGGUCCUCCCAGAUCGACAGCACGGCUCCUAUGGGUGUGAUUUUCGGAGUCUGGAAGAAACUCACCGAUGGAAUGACUGCUGCUACGAAAGACGAUUUCAUGCAACCGGGCAGUUCCAUGGUGGCUGCUGGCUAUUGUAUUUAUGGUUCAUCAACGAUGGUAAUUCUUUCUACGGGAAGCGGUGUAGACGGUUUCACUCUUGAUCCGAGCAUUGGGGAAUUCAUACUUACACAUCCUAAAAUACACCUUCCUAACAAAGGAAAGAUCUACAGCAUCAAUGAGGGAAACGCAAAAAAUUGGUCGGCUGGUCUUGCUGCUUACAUACAUGACAGGAAGUUCCCACCAGCUGGCAAGAAAGUGAUGACUCAGCGUCACGUCGGAUCAUUAGUGGCUGACAUCCAUCGCACACUUUUCUACGGAGGAAUAGUUCUCUAUCCACCCACGAAUGAUGCCCCGGACGGAGAGCUAAGUCUCCUGUAUGAAUGCGCUGCAAUGUCUUUCAUCAUCGAGCAAGCUGGAGGUCUCGCGAAGACGGGAAAGCGUGCGCUACUAGACGUCAUUCCCGACAAUACUAAUCAACGAACGCCUUUCUACGCUGGAAGUAAGGAGGAUGUAAAGGAGUUACUCACUUACAUCAAUAACGAGUAA